This is a messenger RNA of Phanerochaete carnosa HHB-10118-sp, 2005 nucleotides long. RefSeq lists its product as uncharacterized. The coding region runs from base 628 to 1773 and encodes 381 amino acids. The transcript is spliced from 2 exons. NCBI's taxonomy places the organism in Eukaryota, Fungi, Basidiomycota, Agaricomycetes, Polyporales, Phanerochaetaceae. The record is from RefSeq and is a predicted model, not a curated record.
CCUCCGUAGGUUUCCCUCGAACUUCAAAGAAGCCCCGGCCGGGCGGGGUGCAAUCGUAGUGCGGCUCACGAGUGACAAUUGCGACUACUCCACGCUGCUAAUUGCUCUGACAAGAUCCUGGCUACGUUUCGCAAUGGCUGUCCAUUCUAGGGGUGCCCGCUGGCCUUUCCGACGACAGCUUCUUCGAGCUGUGGUGUUUCAGUUUCGUCACUGAGUGGUCUGUCUGGUAUACAUCUCUACUCACCUCAUUCUUGACAGUUCGUUACUAAGUAUCUCGGAACAUCUGGCUCCCUAGAACACCCAUCGCUCUGUUUACUGCAAUGCAGAUAUUUCAUCUGCUUUCCACCCGGGUCCCUCGAUCUCCGAUUCAUCCACGCUAGGUACCGCACCGCAUUGCAUAGCGCCACAUCGCACGGCAGCUUAAAACCUAGAGAUUGCGUCCCUGGGAGCAGGUAGACUUCCAAUCAAGCCUCCCUCGAUUCAGAUUUCCGAUUCGGCUUAGCCCCCGCGGCGUCUUGCUAGGCGGCAGCUGAUCGUUCUCCCGCACCUUAACCUAUAAAACACGCUGUCGUCCUCCUUCUCAAUACUCCUGUUGCCCACGACUUUGCACAGACAACUUCGCCCACCAUGACGUGCCAUAUUUCCUCACUGCCCCAAGAGCUCGUCGACCACAUCAUCGACAUCGGGGCAGAGAACAAGCGCUCGGCAGGGAGUUUGGCUCUCACGUGCAAUUCGUGGACACACCGGAGCUCCAAACACCUCUUCAACUCCGUCAGCAUCUUCACGACGCAGCUGCAUGAGUUCCUGGCGCAUGCGUCGAGCUCGCACAGGCUCGCGGCGCACGUCUUCGAGUUCUCGGUGUCCCAGCCGCUGCACGGUCACGACGGCUUCGACCUGACGCCCUUUGUGCACGACAUUCUCCAGACGCUUCCCAACCUUCGGAAGCUGUCGAUCUUCGGAGAUAGAAUCAGUGUCCGCGCUGGGCUGACGCCGACCCCGGACUCGCACGGGCGUGACCUUGCGCUCCUCCGGCUUUCGCGCAUUCACAUCGAGGCGCUGCCGGAGCUUCUGCGGCUCUUCGGUCGCGUCGGCACGCUAGAGCUCGACCAAGCAUACGUGCAGGAAUCGCAGUGCCCGCCUGUGGGCAGCGGGCACCUGGCCGUGGACACCUUGCGCUUCGAUGGAGGCGUGUCAGAAUUUGAGGCUCUCCGGCUUUCUCUUGACAAGUCGUCGCUGAGGAGUCUGCGUCUCAAGUUGGACGGCCACUUCCGUGUGGAUACGGCUCCUAUCAACCUCUUCUUGCUGACGGUGGGUCGAAACCUGGAGCAGUUCAGGUUUGAGCUGCCUUUGGAUGGUUGGGUGGUUGCUGGCCCGGAACAAAAUGACCUGGAGGCGCUAAAGCAGCUGCUACGUCUGCGUUCGGUCGAGCUCGUUUCACCUCGACGCGCCAUCCGUCGUAGGGGCACGACAAUAUCCAAAACAUUGUGGCUCAAUAUGUUGCCCGCUCUUCGCUACAUCCCACCCACCGUCCGCCAUGUUCGGCUAUACGCCAACCUCUACCACGUACAUCCCGCCAUGCUCGCCGGUUGGGACUACUCCUCACUGCAGGACAAUCUCACUGGCUGCACGAGCCUGCAGGCGGUGGACAUCACGUUAUUAACGGAGCAGGACCGCCUGACCGUGCCUGUAGGCGAGGAGAAAUGCGCAGACGUGCAGAAGGCGGUACAUGCGCGGAUGACGAGCGGCUCCGGAAAAUUGCUGCGGUUCAAUUGAUGCGCUUUGAUCCUUCGCAAUAUUUGUUUCGUGGGUGAUGCUGUUUGUUUCUUCUCCUUACUCGUUAGGGUACGGGGCGUGUCGGGCAGCGUCGGUGUACUGUAUGUCAGGGGGCCUGUAUUACCAUAAGGUAUAUUUAGUCUUGUACCCACUAGCGAACUAUUUAAUGUCUAUGGCAUGCUUUCCUCGCGCUUCGGGGUAUGCAUACGAUACAUCUGUCGGGGUGAAACGC